Molecule: messenger RNA, 1619 nt
Organism: Gopherus evgoodei (Goodes thornscrub tortoise)
Lineage: Eukaryota; Metazoa; Chordata; Testudines; Testudinidae
Product: ankyrin repeat domain-containing protein 9-like
Exons: 2
Coding region: 282-1289 (335 amino acids)
Molecular function (GO): protein binding
Source: RefSeq, a predicted model, not a curated record
GUAACCUGUGCCGUGCAUGAAGCACGGUGCACUGACUAACCAUCUAGUGCAUGGAAUGGGUUAACUGAGCCUGUGGGAUUGUGCUUACCUAAACAAAAUCACUGCAACGAGGGGAAAAACAAUGAAUGGGUGGAGAUGUUCAAGCCGAGGCAUUCCAGCUAGUGCAGUCGGGCUGCAAUGACAGGCUGAACGUUGCAGCAGCAUCGGGAUCUGCAUUCAAAGUGAGCAAAUCUUACAUUCUGGAGCAAGCUUGCGUGCAGGUCUUGUUUAUUUGCUGAGACAUGGCCAGUAACCAGGCCAGUCUGCAGGAUGAGCAGAGCAGGCAUUGUAAGUUCUUAUCCUAUAUGUUCUACCAGGCUGUAAGAGACCACAAACCAGUAUGGAUGCUGGAAGAUAUGAGAACUAUGGAAUAUUUUUACUGGGAGGAAAAUGCCAGCCUGAGAACAUAUUCACCUUCGGAAGCCCUUCUCUAUGCAGUGGUGCAUAAUCACCUGCCUUAUGCCCAGUAUCUGCUGUCUCAUUUUCCAGAGGAGGCUCUCAAGGUGCCUGGAGAGCAUUUCUGCUAUUGCCCAUCCUCUGCCCCUCAUUUGGCCAUGGCAGUCACAUACGACAGGAGGGACAUUUUGGGGCUGAUCAUCAAGAUUGCACACAAGCUACCCAGCCUAAACUCCUACAUCAACAGGACCGGCUGCUUUCACCUGGAAGAUGGCAAGACCCCACUGCACCUUGCCUGCGAACUGCUGAGGUCAGAGACCGUCCUCAUCCUCCUAGGGAACGGGGCUUCUCCUAGGAUCAAGGACAGCAAGGGGCUCACCCCGUUGGAUGUCAUCCUGGAGCAGAUGUGGGACUCCAAAGUCAACGUGGCAUCAAAAAAGCUCUGCCUCGAUUACCUCUUGCUCUUCAUGCCUAGUCCACAGUUUAAGAUGCGGAAAGUUCUGCAGGAUCAUCCAGACCACUGGACAGCUUUGCUAGGGGAAGACAAAUUCAACACCCUGGUGGGGAACACACCUACUUCUUUAUACCUGCAAGCUAUGCAAACUAUUCUCCAGUCUCUCCCACCUUCCCACUUUCCUAAAAGCAUCCAGGAACUACCUAUACCUCAGGCACUAAAGCCCCUACCUUCCUACAGCAAAAAGCUACAGACAAAAAAUGUGCUAAACAAGCAGGCUCCUGCUUCUGUGCUGCCAGAGAAAUUCAGUGGCCUGAGAACUCCUGCUUCUAGGUACCAUUGUACAACCACUAACAGCAAAGGGCCAGAUCCCCCGAGGACUUUUUAUGUUUUUGUCUAAAAAAAUAUUUUAAUGUCUCUAAAUGUUCAUUAGCAUUGAUGGCCAUUUGUUUUCCUCUAUCCGUUUUUGGGUUCAGUGUGAAACUGACAAAUACUGAUGUUUUACUAAUUGAACUAAAUCCAGCCACGCCUGAGUACAAAUGAAUGCUCAUCGUAUGAUACGACUUUCUUAUAGAUUAAAGCCAUACUUUGUAAUUUAGAUUUCUCUCUUUUGUUUAAUUUUAUUCCAUGUGAUUGUUUGUAUAUUACUCUCUGCACGGUAAAGAUGAAAUGAUUGCCUGUAUAGAAACUAAAAUAUUUAUAUUCUCUCUGAUAUAACUGUAUCGACUAU